Messenger RNA from Mobula hypostoma (lesser devil ray), 9146 nucleotides. RefSeq names its product GLI family zinc finger 1 (gene gli1). Gene Ontology annotation, molecular function: RNA polymerase II cis-regulatory region sequence-specific DNA binding; DNA-binding transcription factor activity, RNA polymerase II-specific. Gene Ontology annotation, cellular component: nucleus. Bases 522 to 5063 code for a protein of 1513 amino acids. The transcript is spliced from 14 exons. The record is from RefSeq and is a predicted model, not a curated record. Gene Ontology annotation, biological process: regulation of transcription by RNA polymerase II; smoothened signaling pathway. NCBI's taxonomy places the organism in Eukaryota, Metazoa, Chordata, Chondrichthyes, Myliobatiformes, Myliobatidae.
UGGAGUUUCGACUUCAAUCAGAAACCCAAAUUACUUCAAAACAAUUUCAAAACUUUCUGAUACUUUAUUUUGUCCUUAAUCGGAAUACGCGAAGAACGAGCAAAGAGGAAACCAGCAGAAUGAUUUAAAAGGGUGAAAAAGUCUGAAAGGAUACAUAAGAAAAUGCAAGCUCUUUAACUUCCGACACCAGGGUGGUCGAAGAGCAGAUUGAGAAGGAAUAUUUAUAACAUAAGGGUUUAAUGAUCGCUGAGAACCCUUAACGUGCCUGACUCUGGGAGAGGCAACUUUUAUUUUCAAAUGCUGGAUGUUAUCGAAGAGGAGAAAAACUGAAAUUUGAUUUUUAAAAAUUAUUUUGAGUGGAUCUCUUGUGCUGUCAUUAAGAAUUUUUUGACGCGUUCCGCUUCAUGACUCUCUGGGUCAUAUUCGAGAGAGACUUCAGUCUUUCAGAUCAGAUUACUACUACCGACCUAUUCCUCAUUUUAUUCUCCUAGGAGUUUUACAAGGUCUGUGCCCGAAGGACGAUGGAAGCCCUCCCUCAGGCUGUGACCAUCACGGAAGGGAAGGUGCGAGACGAGCACAGUGGCUGGAGGCCAUGUGGCAGGAGAUCACGGCAGUCGAGCACUGUUGGUCGCGGUGCCCACCAGCAUUACUCAACUUUUGAAGCCUCGAUGCCAGCCGAUUCAUUGCUCCAGGACUAUGGUUACCCCUAUGACCCCAGCAUCCCACAAACCGUGCGGGGAUUUGUUCCGUCAGACAGCCCCGCUCACUCUGAUGUACCCUUCACAAACUGGCCCCCUCAUCAGAACCAAGCCAGGGACAGCCAGGCAGUGUGCAGUACCAUGCAGCAACCCCCGAACCAGUACAUGGACCAUCACCUGAAGCCAAGCCAAGGGCAGUGUCCCAACAUCCCUGCACCCCACGGACUUGCAUCAGCAGAGGGGCCCCACACUGCAAGUUUCUGUCACCAAGCAAACAUACUGGCUGACCAUUACGGGGAGGUCACAAUGCAGCCUACUGCUGAACACAUGCAUUCAAUGGAAGGUCUCAGUUCCAGAUUCUCAACCCCCCGCAGUACCAUGAAGAUGAAUAAGAAGCGAGCCUUGUCUAUCUCGCCACACUCUGACAGCAGCAUUGACCUUCAGACCAUGAUCAGGACAUCCCCCAGCUCUCUGGUUGCUUUCGUCAACAACUCCCACUGUGGUUCCACAACGAGUGGCUCCUAUGGACAUUUGUCCAUUACAGGGAUCAGCCAAACGUGCGGAUUUCCACAUUCUACAACAGCGACCUCCAAGUACCAGCAGUUCCUCCUUCAGCCGAAAGGGGUGGCCACUACGUUCAGUAACACACAGCCUCUCAGUCACCCCUCACUGCCAGAUGGUUCUCGGCAGCACCAGCCCAGUGGGGCCUCAUUACUGCCACCUUCACACCCAGAUAGGACCUCCAAGGCCUUGCAGAUGAAAGCAGAGUCAUCAAUCAGCAGUACGAUGGAUCUACUCAAUGGGAAAUGUCUAGAGGAGAAGUCUGAGGGAGAUGUCUCCAGUCCUGCCUCUACAGGCACGCAGGAUCACUUGUUGGGAACGAUGGAUGGAAGGGAAGAUGGAGAUAAGGAUGAUGGCAAGCAGGAGCCAGAAAGCAUCUAUGAGACUAACUGUCACUGGGAAGGAUGCAGUAAUGAGUUUGAUACUCAAGAUCAGCUCGUGCACCACAUUAACAAUGAGCACAUUCAUGGAGAGAAGAAGGAGUUUGUUUGCCAUUGGCAAGAGUGUUCAAGAGAGCAGAGGCCGUUUAAGGCCCAGUACAUGUUGGUGGUUCACAUGAGGCGACACACAGGAGAGAAGCCUCAUAAAUGUACAUUUGAAGGUUGCAAUAAGGCCUACUCCAGGCUAGAGAACCUGAAAACCCACUUGCGUUCCCACACUGGAGAAAAACCCUACGUCUGCGAGCAUGAGGGCUGCAAUAAGGCAUUCUCAAACGCUUCUGAUCGAGCCAAGCACCAAAACAGGACUCAUUCCAAUGAGAAGCCAUAUGUUUGCAAGAUCCCGUGCUGCACCAAGCGAUACACAGACCCCAGCUCGUUAAGGAAGCAUGUUAAGACUGUGCAUGGCCCCGAGGCACAUGUGACCAAACGGCAACGUGGUGACAUUAAUGUGAGAACUCCCACGACACAAGAUGGAAUAAGGCCUUUGCCGGGACAGAAUGGAGAAAUUCAGCAUGAGGAGAGGUGCAGUACUGCCACCAGGAAGAUGGAAGAUUUCCUGCAGGGAAAAUUAAUGGUGCCGGACACUACCAGGAAGUUGCAGACCAGCCCUGGAGGUCGAUCAUCGAGCAGCAGUGAGAGAUCAUUUCAGGGAAGCACCAACAACAAUGACAGCGGAGUGGAGAUGAAUGUCAAUGGCGGCGGCAGCUUUGAAGACCUGACCAGCAUCGAAGACGUGCCCUCCAUAGAUUCCACGGUUCAUUUGGGUGCUGCGGAUGCUGGGCUGCGCAGGAAUGCCACAGCACUGCAGCGGUUGGCCAACCUGAAGAUUGGAAAGCUCAAGCAGAUACGCAAACCCAUGCCGCCCUCACGGGCGGUGAAACUACCCAUGAUACAGGGCAUCGCUUUGCCUGGAGAAGUCGCCACAUGUGUAUCCUUGGCACAGCCGUGUCACCGCCUCGCGGAGCUGUCGGCCAGAGAUCCCGCAGCAAGGAACCAGCUCACCGAGCGCCGCAACAGCACCACCAGCACCGUCAGCUCAGCGUACACGGUCAGCCGGAGGUCAUCCACUAUCUCUCCUUACUUGUCCAGCCGUCGGUCCAGUGAAGUCUCCCUGGUGGGGGGCCGUGGCAACAACGGUGCCUCUGGCGAAUCAUACAACCCCAUGUCACCCGACUCCUCACAGGGAUGCAGCGAGGUAAGCCAGUGUUCCACGCUCCCGGGACUGCCCACCCUCUCCCCAUUACAGCAAUACCGCCUUAAAGCCAGGUACGCCGCGGCCACAGGAGGACCGCCACCCACGCCCUUAUCAAACCUGAAGCAGGCGGGCACCAAUGUCAGUGAGUUGAGCAACCCCAGCAGGCCCACCUUCCCAAUUCACGGCCCUUGCCGAGGCGGGGACGGCAGUUUCCAUGCCUAUGGCGCAGCCAUGCUCAGACACCAAGACGUCCUCGCCAUUGACUCGAGGCGAGCGAGUGACCCAGUGAGGGUGGCCGACGGUGCGCAGUCGAUGCCGAAGGUGCAGCGAUUCAACAGCCUCAAUAACAUCAGCCCUUCCAUGGUCCCAAGGAGAAACUACAACCCGCAGCACCUUGCGGGCUCGGAAACAAAUCUCCACGGUUGCAUCUACUCCCCGCGCCCGCCAAGUAUCACUGAAAAUAUCCUGAUGGAGGCUGUCACCAUGGAAACGUCCAAUCAAGCCAAUCCUGGGCUUCCUGCUGACAUGGCACCUUAUCAGAAUUACCAAGGGGCCAAUGUUCCUUUAUUAAACGAUCAUGUUUGCAACACACAAACCGCAGAGCUUCACAGUCCAGUGGGAAUGCCCAGUCAACAGCUCUACGGCAGCUCCAAUAGAAAUGCAGGAAACAUGCAGGUUGGCUUAGCCCAACAGGCCCCGAUGGACAGUAACAUGGCACAGCAGCAGUACACUGUCAAUCAGUUCCAGAGCCAAGGACAGGGAUGUUCUCAUGAGAACAACAUGCCAGUGCAGUGGAAUGAAGUAAGCUCAGGGAGCAUGGAUGUCAGCUCCAUUGAAAUUCCGAAUCAGCAGAGCAUUGAGCCAAACCUGGUCCAACUUAGUCAGUGCCUUAAACGGGUCAAUCAGAGCCCACAUUCUUCCCAGUACUUGAAUAAUUUUAUCCAGCAAAACGUGAAUGUGACUCACAAUGCCCUGAGCCAGCAGAGUAUGUUUAAUCAUGAUCAAAUGGCACACCCUGGAUAUCAACAGAUUAAACCAGAGCAUCUGUUGCACCAGACAGUGCCAAUGUUAAAUCCCUGCCAAAGCAUAAAGCAAGCAAUAGCAACCAGGCCAAACUUCAACCUACCUAAACAAACCAUAGCUAGCACCGAAGAGAUGAGCCACGGCAGCCAGCAACAGAUGGAAUGCUCAUCACGUUCCUGCUUUGAUGCAGCCGCGAACUCAGGAAUGCACAGCUCCCCAUUACGGAGCCGAGUGCACACGCCCAUGAUGCAAGUCAAGGAGAUGAUGGUGAGGAACUACAUCCAGUCACAGCAGGCCCUCAUGUGGGGUGAGCCGCAGCAGAGCAAUAGUGUCACACCACCACUGGACGUCAACGUUGGCAGUCCAAUCCAAGCUAUAUGUAGCCCUCCUCACAGCCUCAGGACCCAAAGUCAGCCAUACUCAGCUUACGGUGAUUGCCAAAGUCAGCCAGGUUUACUAAGUCCAUCCUCUCAAGAAGGUCAAAUCCAGCCAAAGACUUUGAUGAACCCAGGUGGCCAGUGCUACAGUCCAAGGAUGGUGCCCCACCCUCCAUCAGCCCAGAAGCUUCUCAGCAGCCAAAUGGCUCAGAAAGAGUACCUGUCGCAUGCAAGCCCUGUUCACAAGCCAACAACAGUCAGCACAGAAAAAUCAAUCAAUCUUCCACCAAUACAGUGUGAACUGGAGACACCAGAAGAUGGGAAUUUAUUGUUUUACUCUAGACAGAUGCAAACCCAGCAAGGAAGGCCACAGUUGAGGAAGCAGAUGUCAAACUCAAUACAGAUGCAUUCAUUACAAAACAACUGUGCGCUUCAGCAGCAGAUGAUGCUGAGCAUGGACCCUAUGAAGCUUGACUCAUCAAUUUACCCAGAGGCCAAUCAGAUGUCGAGUUGCAUAGACUCCUUGGAUCUUCAGCAUUCUCAGAUUGACUUUGCAGCAAUUUUGGAUGACGGAGGAAAUCCAUCCCUGACAACAGCCACCCUGACUCCCAACAUCAUUCCAAACAUUUCUCAAACGUCCUCUUGCCUAACAGCUCCCUACAAUCCCUUCACGUUGCAAACAGGAAUGUCCAACAUGGCUAUCAGCGACAUGAGUUCAGUGUUGACAACACUGGCAGGGGAAAGCAAGUUUCUCAAUACCAUGUCAUAAUGAGACAACCAUUAGUCUCUUGCUGAUGAAAUGAGAGGGUGUGGCGUGUAUUAACUUCACAGUACUGGAACUGUAAGUUCCAACUUGCCUCUUGUCAACAGCCAUUCAGAAUGUAACAGUUCAAAUGUCUUAUCAGUGAAGUUUGACCUGCUAAGCAAGAGGAAAUCAUGCAAUAUUUUGACCAGAUGUCGUGUCCUACCCCAACUGUGCUCAGAAUAUCUAUUCCCCAAGCCAUUUUGUGGCUGAGAGCAAGCUAUGGGCUGAAAUUAGGCUCCAAAGAUAGAUUACACUUGGAGACCACACAGACAGUGAGUCAGACAAACACUGUGUUUGAAUCUGUUUCUCUUAGUCAGUUUUUAUAAAACAUAUCACUGUCUGUUUAGGUAUAAUUCAAAUGGACAGCUCUUGCCAGGUGAUGCAAUCAGCUCCCUGCAUCUCACCAUGCACCCACACUCUUACCUUUUGUUCCCAAAAAGGAAUUUCUUAAAUACGUGUUUCAGUAUCUCAGGAAUUAUCAGCACACACCCAAAGUUCAAAGGUCAAAUUCAGAGUUGUAACUUGAGGCUGAAGGGGCUCCUGCCCACAAUCCCUGAAUUGACCCAUCACACCAGAUUUUACAUGCCAAAAUUGUCUUUGGAAAAGAAGUUACAUACGAGAUGGGUAGUUCGAUAAUACUCAAAAUUGAUGAAUUCACUGUAUUCAUAGUGGAAGGAUGUCACAUUUACAUCCUCUGCAUUUCAAAUACAGAAAGUCUCAAGUACUUUUCAAAAAACACAGAUUUUAGAUGCUGGCAGCUGACACUAUACUUUUAUACAGCAUACUAUCUUUACUUGCCAAAGUUGACACAAUUAGUUUGCAAAGCUCUAAGAUAAAUAUAACUGGGAUAUAAACAAGAUGUUAGUUUGGUCAUCAGGAUUAUUUGACAUGAGAUACAAAUUGAAUGAAAAUACUUUAAUAUUGUGUCACUGCACAAUACACAUCUCAAAAUAUACAUUGAUUUCAUCAACUUUCACACUGUGCUCAAAUUUACUUGUGAUCCAUUUCCAACAUUUCUAUCCCGUAUCUCAAUCUCUCUCUGUCUCCAUCUCUAGAGACAGUCUAACUACUGAUAUAUUUUAUAUACCCACGAACUCUCAGUUAUCUGGAUUAUACCUCUUCCCACCCUGUCACUUGUAAAAAUGCCAUUCCCCCUUCCCUCAAUUCUUCCGUCUCUGCCACACCUGCUCUCAGGAUGAGGCUUUUCAUUCUGGAAAAACUGAGAUAUCCUCCUCCUUCAAAGAAGGGAGCUUCCCUUCCUCCACCGUCAAUGCUGCCCCCAUCCACAUCUCUUCCACUUUGCACACAUCUGCCCUCUCCCCAUCCUCCCGCCACCCUACCAGGGAUGGGGUUCCUCUUGACCUCACCUACUACCCCACCAGCCUCUGCGGCUAGCACAUUAAUUUUCCGGAACUUCUGCCACCUCCAACGGGAUCCCACUACCAAGCACAUCUUUCCCUCCUCCUUACUCUCUGCUUUCCGCAGGGAUCGCUCCCUAACCGACUCCUUUGUCCACUCUUUCCUCCCCACUGAUCUCCCUCCUGGCAUUUAUCCUUUUGCAAGCGAAACAAGUGCUACACCUGUCCCUUACACCUCCUCCGUCACUACCAUUCAGGGCUCCAAAUAGUCCUUCCAGGUGAGGUGACACUUCACCUGUGAAUUUUCUGGGGUCAUCUUUUGUAUCCGGUGCUCCCGUUGUGGCCUCCUGUAUAUCAGUGAGACCCAAUGUAGAUGGGGAGACUGCUUUGCCGAGCACCUUCGUUCAGUCUUCCACAAAAAGCGGGAUCUUCCAGUGGCCAUCCAUUUCAAUUCUACUUCCCAUUCCCAUUCCAACAUGUCAGUCCAUAGCCUCCUCUACUGCUAUGACGAGGCCACACUCAGAUUGGAGGAACAACAUCUUGUAUUCCGCCUGGGUAGCCUCCCACCUGAUGGCAUGAACAUCGCUGCUCGAAGUUCCCAUAAAGCCCCCUCCCCCCUUCACCAUUCCCAUUUCCCUCUCUCACCUUAUCUCCUUACCUGCCCAUCGCCUCCCUCUGGUGCUCCUCCCCCUUCCCUUUCUUCCAUGGCCUCCUGUCCUCUCCUAUAGGAUUCCCCCUUCUCCAGCCCUUCAUUUCUUUCACCAAUCAAUUUUACUUCACCCCCCCUCCCUCUCCUGAUUUCACCUAUCACAUGCCACCUUGUACUUCCUCCCCCCGUCCCCACAUUCUUAGUUGACUCCUUCCCCCUUCCAUUCCAGUCCUGCUGAAGGGUCUCGGCCCGAAACGUCGACUGUUUACUCUCUUUCAUAGAUGCUGGCUGGCCUGCUGAGUUCCUACUGCAUUUUGUCUGUUGCAAUAUGUAUGAAUCCCAGCAGUGGGUAAUCUCUAGUGUUGUAUGCCAGCAUUUUCAAUGAACAUACAGGUACGUAUUGACACAGUACUCCACAAGGUCAGUGCCCAGCAGCACUGUACCAGUCCUACACAGUGUCAUACCCAUCUCCAUCCGUACUGUCCCCCUGUGAUAGAAUGACAGACUCCAUCCCACUGGUACUGUACCCCAGUGUUAUACAGUGACAGACCUGUCCCCACCGGUACUGUAUCCUGGUGUCAUACAGUGACAGACCUGUCCCCACCGGUACCGUACCCCAGUGUCACACAGUGACAGACCCGUCCCCACUGGUACUGUGCCCCGGUCUGAAACAAUGACAGACCUGUCCCCACCGGUACCAUGCCCCGGUAUCGUACAGUGACAGACCCGUCCCCACCAAUAUUUCAUAAGCACCUCUCUUUCGGCAAAGUUGAGAGUGUAUAGCAUUACUGCUGAGAACACCAUCACAUUUUUUGUUAGCAUUUAUUGCAACAUCAUAGGUACAAUAAUUUAGCUUUACUGAAAUUUUUCUGACAUCUACAUCUGGUGAAAGGAGUGAUUAAAUUUAUCCAUCAAAAUAAAAUGUCUGCACUUGAAUUCAUUUCAGUUCAGUUCUUGUGUAGCUUGCACAGUUUCGAUUUUGAAUAUGGACUUUUGACACCAGCAACAUACCUGGCAGUUGGUGGGAAGGAGUUCUUCUCUACUUUAGCUGUAGUUAUUUUGGAACCUGCCCUUUAUGAUGGUAUUAAUUACUCAUUAGCAGGUAUAAACUGAAAGAGCAUUGCAUCCUCUUUCGCUGAAAAAGUGAACUUUCUGAUUGACUUUUUUGUAGAUAGCAGGUGAGUAGAAUUCACAACAGAGCUGAGGGACAGUGAAAAAGCAUUUAAAAACUUUCCAAUGAGCAUUCCCUCUUGGUAUGGAAUUCACAGCAGUACGGACAGGGCCUUUUUAUGUUACAAUCUGCAGAUUUUUGGACACCCCUACUUUCGAAAGAGCUCACUGAAAUAUUAUCAAUUUUCCAUGUAACAUCUCUGCAUUAAUCAGACACUACUGUCUCUGAAGAUCACAGGCUGCCAGGUUCACUGCUGAAGGCUUCUUAAGGGAGUUACUUUGGAUACUGAUAACAAUCACUUCUAUGGAUGCUUGUGUGGCAAUUCUCUAUUAAACAAUGCACUAAUCAUUGAUAACUCAUGCUCAUCAAAACUAGCCAUUGAUUGUGGGACAUCCUGAUUCUGUACUAGGGGAAGAAAAUGAAGAAAUAUUCAUAUUAAUCUGUGGAGGUACAGUUAUGUAUCCAGUAAUUUUGUGUGUUUUCCAAUUCAUGGACAAAAUCAACUUCUGCAUGUCUGUAAAAAGGGAAUCUGUUCCUUAUGUAGGGACAGCCUAUGAUAGAGAAAUUACUUUUAUGCUGUAUUUUUUUGUAUGUAAAUCAAAUGCUUAAUUACUAUUACAUAGAGUUCUCUUUAUUUACAAAGAAUCAGAGGAGACAGAUUGUACAUGGUCAGUUUAUUGUUUUGGUUCUUUGCAACGUAACAGCGCCUUGACAGAAUGAUCAGGUAUUUUUGUACUUUUUUUUCAAAUAAAGCUGUGCAACAACUGGCAGUGUGCACGUGCUAUCUUCUGCAACGACGUACUUGGUUCUCAACGAAGCCCAGCUGUCUUGAAAUGCCAAGCAACUCCCACCCUGAAAGAAAACUUCCU